This is a messenger RNA of Penicillium antarcticum, 186 nucleotides long. RefSeq lists its product as uncharacterized. The coding region runs from base 1 to 186 and encodes 61 amino acids. The transcript has 2 exons. The record is from RefSeq and is a predicted model, not a curated record. Lineage: Eukaryota; Fungi; Ascomycota; Eurotiomycetes; Eurotiales; Aspergillaceae.
AUGCCUUCUACCGAUGCCCUUCAGCCACCUCUUACUCCUGCCGAGCGCGCCAUUGUCAAAAGCUAUGGCGGGUGGACGCAGUUCAUGACUUGCUUCGGCCUCAAACCGUGGGAAACUGAAGACGAAGAGGAAGGGAAGAGGAUCCUAGAGACAUUUACCGCGAACUCUGAGGAGGAGAAUGCAUAG